This is a messenger RNA of Ostreococcus lucimarinus CCE9901, 3150 nucleotides long. RefSeq lists its product with no specific name. Gene Ontology annotation, molecular function: protein binding. Gene Ontology annotation, cellular component: Golgi membrane; cytosol; Ric1-Rgp1 guanyl-nucleotide exchange factor complex. Bases 1 to 3150 code for a protein of 1049 amino acids. The transcript is spliced from 2 exons. Gene Ontology annotation, biological process: intracellular protein transport; retrograde transport, endosome to Golgi. NCBI's taxonomy places the organism in Eukaryota, Viridiplantae, Chlorophyta, Mamiellophyceae, Mamiellales, Bathycoccaceae. The record is from RefSeq and is a predicted model, not a curated record.
AUGAACGGUUGGGGACGUCGCUCGGCGAGCGCGACGACGCGGAGCGACGGCGAGUUUGAGGGAACGCUGGAGAUCGAACGCGUCGUGACGUUGGACGACGGCGAGCGGGCGACGUGUUGCGCGAGCGAUGACGAUGAAAUCGUGGUCGGGACGGAUAGGGGGCGGGUGGUGUUUUUGUGCUGGGAGGAGGGGUCGGAGGGGCGAAGCGCGACGUGCGCGCGGAGCGAACGAGACGGCGGCGCGACGAGCGUGGCGUGGUGCCGCGAUACCGGUACGGUGGUCGUGCGGUUCGAUGCGGGAGCGGUGUGCGCGCUGGAGAUUGAUGCGGCGGGCGACGUGCGGCGAAGGAACUGGUUCGAUGCGUUCCCGUGUCCGGCGACGUGCGCCGCGUUUCAUCGAGGCUCGCGGCGGCUCGCGCUCGGCACAGCCGACGGCGAAAUCCGCGUGUACGACGACGCGAUGACGUCGGAGGCCGCGAAACCGCGACAUGUUUUCGGGUUAAGUCCGUGGGGCUUCGGCGUGGAAGACACUGGCGCGUUAGCGCACGCUUCUUGGUCGAACGACGGGCGAGCGCUCGCCGUCGGUUGGCGUCGGCGCGGCGUGAGCGUGUGGAGCGAAUCGGGAUGUUUGCUCAUGUGUACUUUACAUCACGGCGGCGGCGAUAGCGCGGUGGGAACAUCGUCUUCGCCGCGCGCGACGUUCACGGGUGACGAGGAAGUGCCAGAGAUGGGCGCUUGUCUGGCCCCGCCCGCGUGGGGCGUCGGCGACUACGCGUUGUUCGUCCCGGUGCGGUCCGAGUCUGGUUCGAAAGUUUUAGAGUACGCGCUCGCGAAGAGCGUGUCGAACAGUCGCGUCGCCCCUCGAUCAUACGAUGGCGGUUGCGAUCACGAUGAUGCAUCACUGCUUCUUGGUGACGAUCGUAUUUUCAUCGUCGCCUCGAGCGCGACGAGCACCAGAGUUCACGCGCGACAGGAAGUGUGUCCGAGCGAGUACGUCCAGCGUCAGUGGCCCAUGUGCGUGGCGGGAAUGAGCCCGAGCGGCGAUCGAGUCGCCGUCGGAGGCGUGCGAGGAUGCGUCGUGUUUGACACGCGCGGUGAAUGCUGGAGUCAGUUAGGAGACGUGGAAGAGGAGAACUCCUUCGAGGCAAUCGCGUUCGAUUGGAUGCAACCGGCACCGCCGACAUCGGGGCGGCAGCGUAGCGUGUUGCAGCCGGUACUCGCCAUCGUCGCUCGAUUAGGUAGAACGAGGAUGUUUACAAAGUCUAUCAAGUUGUCGUACGGCAUUAGCUUUUACGCCGACGGCGGAAAGGGUGACCUUUUGAUGACGAUGCCGCUACCAUCCGAGGCGACGGGCGCAUACGCGUGCGGAGAAUUCUUACUCGUGAGCUUCUCGAAUGGCGAAAUAGCAGUGUACGAGGUGGAAGAAAUGUCAUCGAACGUGGGAGCGAUUUCCGCACACCACGUUCGCGAGGAUGCGGGACAGCGACGGAAAACAACCUUAAACGCGGGCGGGCGCGUGCAAGGAAUGUGCGCGGUGCCGCCGGCGGCGGCGCCCGAGCGAGCGCCGAGCGAGUGCGUAGUUUUGACAGAAGCUGGCGAACUCUUCGUCGUAGACUUGACGGAUGAGUACGAUCAGGUGAAGCUCUUUGAUGACGUCGCGGAGUUCUGGGUCGUUGGAAGCGCGAACGCACCGCAAGAAAUGAUGAUGCAAGGGGACGAAAGCAGCGACUUUGAGAGCGACGCGAGAGAUUCGCUUUCUGUGGACGGGGGAUGCGUAUUUGCCUAUGGUGCCGAAGGGAUGCGCAUAUGUUACUUUCCGAAUGGCGACUUACGACAAAUCCUCAUCAACGGCGCAACGUCGUGUGACGUUGAGCGCGCGGCGAACAAUCCAGAACUCGAGUUUGAUCGAGAAUUGUAUCCGAUGAGCGUGAGCCUGAAUAUGAAUCGCAUCAUCGGAGUGACGCAAAAGUUUUCCUUCGCAGAUGCGGUAGACAUGCCAUACUUCACAAUCGCACCCAAAUCGCACACAAUUGUGCCUUACAUUUUGCGCAAGCUUUUGAGUUCUGGCCAGCACGACGCCGCGUUGCGAUAUGCGCGUGCCGCUCGACGACAGACGCCGCACUUCAUGCAUGCGCUCGAAUGGUUGCUCUUCACAGCGCUGGAACGCUCGAAUCGCGAAAUCACGUCACAAACAGUACUCAAGCAAUCGAUUGCACUGCUGUCGGAGUUGCCAAAUUAUCUUGACGUCAUCGUGAGCGUGGCGCGGAAGACAGACAACACGCGAUGGGAAUCGCUCUUCAAAUAUGCCGGUAAACCAAGCGAGCUUUGUGUCAAGGCGUUGAAAUUAAAGCGCAUUCGUAUCGCGGCGUGCUACAUUCUCGUCGUCGAUAAACUUGAGGGCGAAACAAUGGGACGUGAAAUCGCCGUGCGCGUGAUGAGAGCCGCGCUGGAAGCCCGCGAGUACAAGCUCGUCGAAGACCUCAUCAAGUUUUUACUGCAGCCAGCAGACGAAGCGGCGAAGGAAAAUCAAAAGCCUGGAAUCUUCAAGCGCGUGCUUGAAGUCAUCGCUCCGCCGCCAAACAGCGUAAUUGCGUUAGGCGGGCGCGCAGAUCGUGAGCUUGCGCUUGGUGAACCAGAACAACUGUUAUUGAAGUCGCACGUCGACUCUCUGGGCCGCGAACGCGAUGUCGCGGCGAUGGGAGCUUUUAUGAGCGAAACGUCCUUUGACGGCGUCGCUUACUUGAAACACGAGACGGACGAGAAUGGUGAAGCGUACAUCUCCGAUUUCGCGGGCAGUAUCGAGUUAGCAGCGCGGCGAUUACGAGAAGGAAAAUUACGACGAGCGGCGUCGAGUCAAAGUUCUCGCACAGAGAGUUUAUUUCUCGUCGAUCCCACGCGCGCCGUCGGAUCGAAAGUCGAAAGCGACGCCACUUACGUCACCUCGCUUCUCGCCACCGCGCGCGAGGCGGGUUGUACCGACUGGUCUUUACUACUCGCUACUCUUUUAGGACGCGCAGACGUCCUAAACGAGUUUUUCACGAACGAACCGGCGCUUCGAGAACCUUGGAUGAACAUCGCAAAGCGCGUCGCGACAAACACGAGCGACGCGACGUUGAAGAAUCACCUCACGGCGCUCGUCUCGGAUAUUUGA